Seminavis robusta is the source of this 975-nucleotide messenger RNA. Lineage: Eukaryota; Bacillariophyta; Bacillariophyceae; Naviculales; Naviculaceae. The record is from the annotation of a GenBank genome assembly.
AUGGAUCAGUCCUCACAAUUUUUAUCUGAGACAGAUUCCUCUCACAUUCUCAAUCAGAAACAACAACUCCACCACACGAUGAUGGCUCCUCCUCAAAUUGACAUUGUCGAGACUUUGUUUCGCGAAGCUGCCCGUAUCAACAGCAGCGCCGUGAUCGAAGCAGCGAGGGGAAACGCUGCCGAUGCAAGCUUGAUCUUUCGCCAUGCUCUCGAGGUGAUCAGUCACAUUAAUGUAGAAGGACAGGAUACUCCAGCGAUGGAGGCAACUCGUCGCUCCAGGAAUUUCUCUGGUCUGCAAUUGCAGCUAUCGAGCGAUGAUGACGGCUUUUGUGUUUACAACAUGCUCCUGACGUUUGAACAGGCUGCUCGGCCAACCAGCGCAAUGGAUCUUUCAGUAUACAGCUCUGCCAUUAUUUUCAACUUGGGUCUUAUCUUCCACCAACAUGCCGUGGAUAUUGGAUCCAUCAAGUUCUACCAAGCCGCUGAUCGCAUGUACGAAAAAUGCUUGAACAUCCUUCAAGCAUUUCCAGCCUUUUGUGAUCCGGACAUGGAUACCUUGCUGCUGGCAGCAUUGAACAACCGAACACACAUUGGCUUCAAGAUGGGUACCUUUGACAGUGAAGACCAUUCCUUGACAAAGAUGCGCGAGAUUUCCUGCAUGCUACUUUUCUCCCCUGACGCUACCAUGCCACGACAUGUGGAAGCGUCCAUGGUCAAUGAAAUCCUCAUCAACUCUAUGCUUUCUGGUCCUGGUUGCGCUGCAUGCGCCUAAAACCCUUCCUCCUCCUGCCUCCUGGCUGACCAGGCCAAGCAAAAAAACCAAUGAUUUAGCACUAUUGCCACCCACCUUUUCGGUUGGAACCUCUAGUCGGGCAACGUGCAUCUGCAUAAUUAGCAAUGACAUCUUUUACAUAACUCAUGACUAAAUACUUUCAUAAUGAAACUUGACAACAAUAGUACUGGUCGUUACGGCUCA